AUGGGCCUUUACCCUCCGAUCGAAACCAACAUCCCGCGAGACUGGGAGCACGGGAAAGGACAGUCGGUGGCGAGACGGAACUCAUCCCGCGAGAUUGUGGGCCUUCAUCCCGCGCGUUGGAACCCAGCAUCCCGCGAGAUUAUGGGCCUUCAUCCCGCGCGUUGGAACCCAGCAUCCCGCGAGAUUGUGGGCCUUCAUCCCGCGCGUUGGAACCCAGCAUCCCGCGAGAUUAUGGGCCUUUACCCUCCGAUCGAACCCAACAUCCUGCGAGACUGGGAGCACGGGAAAGGACAGUCUGUGGCGAGACGGAGCUCGCUCCGGGUGCACCAGGUCAAGUGUGGGCGCCGUGUCAGUGCUAUGAACGGGGGCGGGGAGGGCACCUCACUUCUGGAGUGUCGGACCUUCCCGGAGAAGAAUCCGCACAAAGGCAGCAGAGAAACGAAGAUCAGCAGAGGAGAGACCUACAGCAUCCUCUUCAAGCAAGAGCAAGCCCACGAUGACGCCAUCUGGUCGGUGGCCUGGGGGACCAACAAGAAGGAGAACUCGGAGACGGUGGUCACGGGGUCCCUGGACGACCUGGUGAAGGUCUGGAAGUGGCUGGAGUGGCCGCUGCUCCCUCUUCCCACCGCGGUUCACACGGUGCGGCAUCGGGCUCCCUCCCGCUCACCGUCCUUCCCCUUCUCCUCCUGGGCAGUGGACGCCUGGACGCUGGCCUUCUCUCCCGACUCCCAGUACCUGGCCACGGGCACGCACGUGGGGAAGGUGAACAUCUUCGGGGUGGAGAGCGGGAAGAAGGAGUAUUCCCUGGACACGCGCGGGAAGUUCAUCCUCAGCAUCGCCUACGCACCAGGGAAGGGCGCUCGGCCUUGUCCGAGGGCAGGGUCGGGCGGCCGCGGGGGGACGUGAUCCCGGCUCACGCGGUCUGCGGUUCCAGGCCACGCCAUGCCCAUCCGCUCCCUGACCUUCUCCCCGGACUCCCAGCUCCUCGUCACGGCCUCGGACGACGGCUACAUCAAGAUCUACGACGUACAACACGCCAACCUGGCGGGCACCCUGAGCGGCCACGCGUCCUGGGUGCUGAACGUGGCCUUCUGUCCGGACAACACGCACUUCGUCUCCAGCUCAUCGGACAAAAGCGUGAAAGUCUGGGACGUCGGGACGAGGACCUGUGUUCACACCUUCUUCGACCACCAGGACCAGGUCUGGGGAGUGAAAUACAAUGGGAACGGCUCCAAGAUCGUGUCCGUUGGGGACGAUCAGGAAAUUCACGUCUACGACUGCCCCGUCUGACCGUCUUCCCCGAAGGACUGAAUUUCACAUCCCUGCCUUUUAGCUGAAGGCACAGCCUCUGUGCUGGCCGCGCCCUCGCUGUGUAGACACCACAUAAAUAUUUUCACGUUUUAUUGGA
This is a messenger RNA of Myotis davidii, 1408 nucleotides long. It is a transcript of the gene SKIC8, whose product is annotated as WD repeat domain 61. Lineage: Eukaryota; Metazoa; Chordata; Mammalia; Chiroptera; Vespertilionidae. Gene Ontology annotation, molecular function: protein binding. The record is from RefSeq and is a predicted model, not a curated record. The transcript has 11 exons. Gene Ontology annotation, cellular component: Cdc73/Paf1 complex.